CAGCCUUUCGUUUAGCUCGCGGCCUCGGGGUACCCGGCGGCGGCUGCGCGGCCCCAUGGAGACCAUCCGCCGGGCCUCAGGGAGCCUGGAAGCCUCGCUGGGGCUGGGGUCCGGCACGGCCUUGGCCCUGACAUGGCUGGUGGUUUUGCUGAGCGUGUACCUGAGCUUGCAGCUCUUUCAGGUGAUGUCUGGCAGCGCCCUGAAGAAGCGCCGGUCCCGGGGCAGCGCGGCGAUGAUCCUGGGCCAGUGCGGUGCAGGCAAGACCGCGCUUUUCUUCCGGCUCCGCGAUGGUGAAGAGGCGCAGACUGUGUCCUCGCUGCAGCCGCUGCGGGAUAGCUUCGCCCUCAACGCCCCGCAGGCUCCGGACCAGAAGCUGGGGCCCAUUGAGGUCUUGGACUUCCCCGGGCACAUGCGCAUGAGGGGCAAGUGCGGAGACCUGCUGAAGGAGGCCCGCUGCAUCAUCUACAUGGUGGACUCUGAAGACAAGCCCAAGCUGAAGGAUGUUGCAGAGCAUUUCUAUGAGCUCCUGACCCAUCCCGACAUGCUGGAGCUUCACGUUCCGAUCCUGCUGGCCUGCAACAAGAGCGAUUUGAGCUCGGCCCGGACGGAGAAAUUCAUCGUCGAGGAGAUCGAGCGAGAGAUCGAGCAGAUGAGGGUCUCGCGGGGUGCCACGCUGGAGGGGCAAGAUCAGGCAGAGAGCUAUUUGGGCAUCGACGGGGAGAAGUUCAAAAUGGCGGAGCAUGCGUGUUGCCCCUUCCAGACCUGCAAGAUCUCCGCCAAGAAGAACGAGCUGGAGCCCGUGUACGACUUCCUCAUGCAGCACUACACCUGAGGGGCGCCUAGCAAUGCGUAAGAAGACACACCACAACCUCGUCCUAACGCCUCCGGGCUACGUGCUGGAUUUCUGACAGCAGUCGCCUGCUGGAGAGACAGAGCGCCGGAUGCGGCCAAAGAAGCUUUUCGCAUCCGCGUCAGCUGGCCGAUCACACGAGCCCCAAAAGCGCCCAGCUUGUGGAGGCACCUCUGAG
This is a messenger RNA of Effrenium voratum, 1028 nucleotides long. NCBI's taxonomy places the organism in Eukaryota, Dinophyceae, Suessiales, Symbiodiniaceae. The record is from the annotation of a GenBank genome assembly.